Molecule: messenger RNA, 1340 nt
Organism: Populus trichocarpa (black cottonwood)
Lineage: Eukaryota; Viridiplantae; Streptophyta; Magnoliopsida; Malpighiales; Salicaceae
Product: protein BASIC PENTACYSTEINE2
Exons: 2
Coding region: 179-1018 (279 amino acids)
Biological process (GO): response to ethylene
Cellular component (GO): nucleus
Molecular function (GO): DNA-binding transcription factor activity; sequence-specific DNA binding
Source: RefSeq, a predicted model, not a curated record
GAAAAAACACUAUAAAUCCGUCUCUCUCAUUACCUCUCUCUCAUUUUUAGGGUUUUCUCUCUCCUCUCUCCUCUCUCCUCUCUCUCUUUCAGGUUUCUCUCUCCUCUCUCUUCUUUGUCUCUCUUUCUCUCUCCAGAAGGGCAAAAUCCUAAAGAGACGUUUACACCCCCCAACUUUCAUGGACGACGAUGCAUUGAACAUGCGCAAUUGGGGUUAUUAUGAACCGUCAUACAAGGAGCCACUAGGUCUCCAGCUAAUGCCAGCCAUGGUAGACCGUGAUUCGAAGCAUCUCCUACCCAGGCGUGAUCCGAAUAACAUCAUGGUUGGUGCCACUGGAGCCUACCUUCCGCGUGAGUCUUUGGUUUCGGAUGCCUCUAUGCAUAUGAAUUAUAUGAGGGAUAGUUGGAUAAACCGGGAGAAGUUUUUAAAUAUGCUACCCCCAAAUCCUAGUUAUGUUGUUCACCCUGAAACUUCUGGAGCUCAGUCCAUGCCAAUGUUACAGCCACCCGAUUCAUCAAGGGAUGAGAGGGUGAGUAGGAUGGAGGAGCCUAGUGUAAGUAAGGAAGGUAGCCAGUUGAAGAAAAGACAAGUUGGGGGUACCGCCCCCAAAACUCCCAAACCUAAGAAACCUAGAAAGCCAAAAGAUGGUAACAACAAUACAGUUCAGCGUGCGAAGCCAGCUAAGAAAAGUGUGGAUGUUGUUAUAAAUGGGAUUGAUAUGGACAUUUCAGGUAUCCCAAUUCCGGUCUGCUCAUGUACCGGAAUUCCUCAGCAAUGUUAUCGAUGGGGCUGUGGAGGAUGGCAGUCUGCAUGUUGCACCACAAAUGUCUCGAUGUAUCCUCUGCCAAUGAGUACCAAAAGACGCGGUGCAAGGAUAGCUGGAAGGAAAAUGAGUCAGGGUGCAUUUAAGAAGGUACUGGAGAAGCUCGCGGCUGAAGGUUAUAACUUUGCUAACCCAAUUGAUUUAAGGACUCACUGGGCAAGACAUGGAACCAACAAGUUUGUCACUAUCAGGUAGAUUUACUUUGUUGGUACCAGUAAUGGGACUCCCAUUACCUGUGGCCUGCUUCUCUUGUAUAUAUCCGUGGCCUCUUGCGGAGAUCUAUUUGGUUCGUUGUAGUUCAAGAAUUUUCAGCCAUGAUACAUGUUUUCGAAAUUCAGACAUCUAGUCUUUUCGAAAUUGUUGUUAACUUUUCAUUUUCGUCUGUGUUAAAAGCCAACCAGUAAGUUCUGGCACCCGGAUGUAGGAUGUGGAUGAGUUUAUUUUGUUGGAUUGGAUUCUCUUUUCUGCGGUUAAUUUCAUUUUAUUAAAGAUUAUCAAUUGAAUUCUCCUUUCACCA